Molecule: messenger RNA, 585 nt
Organism: Tuber melanosporum (Perigord truffle)
Lineage: Eukaryota; Fungi; Ascomycota; Pezizomycetes; Pezizales; Tuberaceae
Exons: 2
Coding region: 1-585 (194 amino acids)
Biological process (GO): macroautophagy; piecemeal microautophagy of the nucleus; multivesicular body membrane disassembly
Molecular function (GO): glycerophospholipase activity
Source: RefSeq, a predicted model, not a curated record
AUGUGCUUCACCAUGCAGCCGAUCGGUGAGAAAUGCUCACUUCGGAACUAUCCUUACCAGUUUCGACGGUUAGACAUCCAUCCGGACACUCUGGUUGCCACCGAGAAUGAUCCGCAACUCCGGCCCCGCCCUCGUCAUCGCCUGUCUUCUAGAACUCGGCCGAUCUCACGUUUGGUGGACCGGUCUAAAGAAACGAUUGAGGAUAUGCUUUACGCCCACCGAGCCCACCACCCCAGAACAUUCUCCGAUGAUGACUGGACUACUGAAAUCAUUCCGAUGCCCAACAUUACAGACAAAACAACAGUGUUGAAUUUUGCUCACAUUGCAGCGGAUGCGUAUAUUGAGGCCGAGGGCACGGAGGAUUGGCUAGAUAUCGGGCAACCUUAUAAUGCGACAAGUAAUUUUGGGUGGGAAGGGGACGGGCUCCGUGGACACAUAUUUGCGGAUGAAGCCAACACCACGGUUAUCAUUGGGCUUAAGGGCACAUCCCCCGCUGUUUUUGAUGGGGCGGAAACGACCACAAAUGACAAGAUAAACGACAACCUUUUUUUCUCGUGCUGCUGCGCCAGGGUUUCGUACUGGUGA